Helicoverpa armigera (cotton bollworm) is the source of this 1609-nucleotide messenger RNA. RefSeq lists its product as uncharacterized. Bases 2 to 592 code for a protein of 196 amino acids. The record is from RefSeq and is a predicted model, not a curated record. The transcript has 5 exons. NCBI's taxonomy places the organism in Eukaryota, Metazoa, Arthropoda, Insecta, Lepidoptera, Noctuidae.
AAUGCCAUCAACGUCAAGAUAUAAGUGCUACUUUGAUUGUGACAAUGACGGCCCAUUGCACCGAUUUCCUAAACCUGAAUACCCACAUUUGGAAAAGUUUAACUCGUGGAAAAAAGUACUAGAUAAAGCUUUACAAGAGAAAGGCGACAUCUACAUUUAUAACCAAAUUCGAUUUUGCGACAGACAUUUUGAAGAGUGUUACCGUUCAGCCAGUCACCGACUUACUCCAAAUGCAAUACCAACUCUAGAUUUAUCUACAUUACCAGUUGGUCAAACUCUUGAAGGUCCAUCGGGACAUGUCGAGGCAGACAUGUCGAAUUUAUUAAACAUUUCGCAAGAUAAACUUGCUGUCAUUGAGCCAUCCAGCUCUACCCACUAUCAUAGUGAUGUACAGAAUGCAUUACAGACAGCUGAACGCCCUAAAGGUUCUAGGAAAAGAGGGACUUGUCAAUAUUUAAAACGAGUCGUCACCUCCAAAGAGAAGGAGAUAAUAAAGUUAAAACAGAAAGUAUUGAAGCUGAAAAAGAAAUAUAAGGAACAAAAUAACAAGAAACUCUCUGCAAGGAAAAUUUCCACAUCAAAAUCAUUUUGAAAGAGUUAAAUAAAAUGCCUGCAACAAUAAAAAUAUUUACUUCCCUCCAAAUGAAAUGGAAAAAGAAACCACGAGGCAGGCGAUUUACAUUUAACGAAAAAUCAUGGCAUUGACCAUUUACAAACAGAGUCAGAAAGCUUACAACCUCAUGCGAAAAAUGUUUGUCUUGCCAUCAAAGCGCAGCCUACAAAAAUGUUGAGUAAAUUUGAACUGAAACCAGGCUUCAAUCCUGAUAUAUUUAAAAAUUUAAAAGCUACAGUAGCAAAAUUGCCGGCAGAAAAAAAGUUGGUCAAUUUACUGUUUGAUGAGGUAUCAUUGGCUCCGGGUGUUUUUUACAACCCUGCCCUAAAACAGAUAACUGGUUUUGAAGAUUUUGGGCACAGACAAACAAAAAAACUCGCAGAUCAUGCCUUGGUCUUUAUGAUCAAGGGUAUAAAAAGCAAAGUGAAACAACCUUUAUGCUUUUCAUUUUGCCAAGGUGCCACGAAAAAGGACGAUUUAAAGAAGCUGAUCAAAACAAUAAUAAAAGAAAUCUCCAAUACUGGAUUGAUAGUUAUUGCCACUAUAUGUGACCAAUCAGCCACAAAUAUUUCUGUGAUAAAAGUCUUCAAGAAGACACAAAACGCAAAUAUUUACAAGAGGGUAAUGAAUAUAGGACCCAAGCCUUCGAGUUUGAAGACCAAAAGGUCUUCCCAUUAUUUGAUCCUCCACAUCUUUUAAAGGGAAUGAGAAAUAAUUUACUCGCCAAACAUUUGAAAUUUGUACAAGAUGGGAAAACAAAGUAUGCAAAGUGGGAACAUUUGGAGAUGCUGUUGAAGUUAGAUGUUGGGGAUGAUGAAAUUAGGCUUGUUAAUAAAUUAACAGAAAACCAUGUUAAUAAAGAGAAAAUUCCAAAAAUGAAAGUGAAAUAUGCUGCACAAGUUUUCAGCCAAAGGGUAUCAUCAGCAUUGAGAUUCUUAGCAAAACACAACCUUCUUCCGGCGGAGUGCGAAGAAACUGCUGAUUUUCUACUCAUUA